GAAAACAGAAGCUGCAGCGGCCCCGUGUCCCAGAAAGAAAUAGCUCUCGCGCGAUUCACCAGAGCCUCCCAGGGACCGGCUCCCCAGCCUUGCACGCCCUGAUUCCAACAACCUUGAAGGGCUGGCAGCAGCUUCACCUAUUCACUUUACCCCAGCACAGAGCGAGAGAGCCAGGCGAGGCUGCCUGUGCGCGGGUCAGUCACGCUGCGCUGAGGCAGCUCAGCGCCUCCUUGGGUUGGGGCUGACUUUCGCGGAACGCCAGGCUAGGAGGACCGAGAUGCCAGCGUUCUCUCUACUCCGGGCGACCCCGAGAACCGUGGGCGCCUGGCUGAUGGGAGGCCUCUGGAUCUGGGCCCUGGGCAGCCUCUGCGGCCUGGGGGCAGCUGCACCGUGGGCCUGGGCCGAGGUCUCCCCGAGAGAACCGCAACCAUGCCAGGCGCCGCAGCAGUGGGAGGGGCGCCAGGUUCUGUACCAGCAAAACACCGGGCGCAACAGCCGCGCCCAGCUCUCCUACGAUGGGCUCAACCAGCGCGUGCGGGUGCUGGAGGAGAGGAAGGCGCUGAUCCCCUGCAAGAGAUUAUUUGAAUAUAUUUUGCUCUUUAAGGAUGGAGUGAUGUUUCGGAUUGAACAAGCCACCAAGGAGUGCUCCAAGUUCACCCUGACGGAUCCCUGGGACCCUCUAGAUAUUCCUCAAAACUCCACUUUUGAGGACCAGUAUUCCAUAGGGGGACCCCAGGAGCAGAUCACCGUCCAGGAGUGGUCUGACAGAAAGUCAGCCAGAUCAUAUGAAACCUGGAUUGGCAUUUAUACAGUCAAGGAUUGUUAUCCUGUCCAGGAAACCUUCACCAAAAAUUUCAGUGUGGUAUUUUCUACAAGGUUUUUUGACAUAGAGCUGGGCAUUAAAGACCCCUCAGUAUUUAAUCCCCCAAGCACAUGCCAGAUAGCUCAACCAGAGAACACAAGUGAAGACUGCUUCUGGUGAGUCCAUGAACAACCAUCAUGAGAAGCCUCAGACUUCCAGUUCCAGACUUGAUUUGAGAUUCAAAUGGGAAUUGAGAAUGUUCAAUGGAAUUUUAGGAAAAUAAAUAUUUUUCUGUAUAUAUAAAUAUAUAUAUAUUGACUACUGAAGUUAUAUUUUAAAAAAGGAACAGAAUGGAGAUUAAGUGGUAAUGUAAACUGAAAAGGGCUGACAUGGGGCCCUGAGACAUUUCCACGGCCUGUUUGGGUGUAUGGGGGUGUAUGCUAAGUGCAGGGCACUCAGGGGAAUGAGGGUCAGCGGCAGGAGUCUGCCUUGGCGGCAGGGAGUUUCAUUACUGAUGUGACUGAGAUUGCUGGAUUGCUGGUACAGAGUGAUAAUGAAAAGCAGAAUAUGUGGGUAGUUUUAUUAUUAAUUUUUAAGAUCUCUACAAUGACUGCUUUAUUACCUGCACCUGUAGGGUGGCAACUGUACCCACUGCUUACUUUCUCCAGCAUUCCCUCUCCCCCUGCUUGCCCGACACUUCCUUGGCCACUAACAAAGCAAACCCUUAAAAUCCCUUCCAGAUGUUAAGAGCUUUAUGCCAUGACCUGACUAAUGUAAACAUCUGAGAAGGAAGAAACACUAUAAUGAAAAUUAAUUAUUCUCCUAAAGAGACAUUUUAAACAGGAGGGUUUAGGUAAUCUUGUCUAUGCCUGGAUCUGAACCACAAAUGCUUCUUUUAUUGUAUGCAAAAGAAUUGGUCUAUAUGUGCUGAACCAUCAUAUACUUGUCAGUAGACCUGCAGAGUCAGGUAGUAUUCUAACAACAGAACUGAAAAGGAAGUCGGUAGAUUGUUGUUUCCAAAAUCAAAGACUAUAAUUCCCUUAUACUUGAACUCCUUGGACGAGUUAAAUGCACUAUACUUCCCCUCACCUCAGCCUUUCUGGGGGCCUUUUCACAGCCGCUUUAUAUCACUUGUACUUGUGCACAUCGUUCCCAUGUCAACACAGACUUAACCUUCUGAGGGUUGUUCCUAAGCCUGGGUUGGGUACACUUUGCUCUUGAGCAUGCUAGUCUCACAACACCUGCUAGGCUGUGUGUUAAUUUCCUGCUUGCUGGACAUCGCCACCCACCAUCCUGGUUAUGAGAUACUUUGAGUACAGGAACCAUGUUCUGUUUAUUUUUACAUGCCCAGAGCCAAGUAAGUGCCUGGCACAUAGUUAGUGCCCUAAACAUAUCUAGAGUAUAGCAAGAAACCUCUCUAAUCCUUUCUGUACUCAUCUGUUAAAUGUAGCUGAUCUCUAGGGACACAUUCAGUAAUAAAAUUUAUUAUUCUAGA
Molecule: messenger RNA, 2297 nt
Organism: Condylura cristata (star-nosed mole)
Lineage: Eukaryota; Metazoa; Chordata; Mammalia; Eulipotyphla; Talpidae
Gene: EPDR1
Product: ependymin related 1
Exons: 3
Coding region: 278-982 (234 amino acids)
Biological process (GO): cell-matrix adhesion
Cellular component (GO): lysosome; extracellular region
Molecular function (GO): calcium ion binding
Source: RefSeq, a predicted model, not a curated record